AUGGCCCAACAAGCACGUCCUUCAUCAUCGACCUCUGACGCAUGGAAGGCCGAUUUGCGCCCGCCACCAAAAGACGAUCGUCCUCAAACCGAGGACGUAACUGCCACGAAGGGCAUCGAAUUCGAAGACAUGUUCUUGCGACGGGAGCUCCUCAUGGGGAUUUUCGAAGCUGGUUUCGAAAAGCCUUCUCCCAUCCAAGAAGAGGCUAUCCCUAUUGCACUCACCAAACGCGAUGUUCUCGCUCGUGCCAAGAACGGCACUGGGAAAACCGCCGCAUUCGUCAUCCCUUCCCUUCAACAAAUUGACGUGAACAAGAACAAAAUUCAAGCAUUGCUGCUUGUACCCACACGCGAGCUUGCCCUCCAGACGUCCCAGGUGUGCAAGAUUCUCGGAAAGCAUAUGGGCAUCCAGGUAAUGGUUACCACCGGUGGAACAACACUAAAAGACGACAUUAUGCGCUUGUCUGAGACCGUGCAUGUCCUCGUUGGAACACCGGGUCGUAUACUAGAUCUAGCGGGGAAGAACGUGGCGGACUUGAGUGAAUGCCCCGUAUUCGUGAUGGAUGAAGCGGAUAAGCUGCUUUCGCCGGAAUUCGCGCCUGUUAUGGAGCAAUUGUUGUCGUAUAUAUCGAAAGACCGUCAAGUCAUGCUGUUUAGCGCAACAUUCCCACUAAUAGUAAAGGACUUCAAAGACAAAUAUAUGAGGUCACCUUACGAAAUUAAUCUCAUGGACGAGCUUACUCUUCGCGGCGUGACGCAAUACUAUGCCUACGUCGAGGAACGGCAGAAGGUUCAUUGUCUCAAUACUCUGUUCUCUAAGUUACAAAUUAAUCAGUCUAUUAUUUUCUGCAAUUCAACCAACCGUGUCGAAUUACUCGCAAAGAAGGUGACGGAACUGGGCUAUUCCUGCUUCUAUUCUCAUGCGAAGAUGUUACAAUCGCAUCGUAAUCGUGUCUUCCACGAUUUCCGUAAUGGUGUAUGCCGCAACCUUGUCUGCUCGGACCUCCUCACUCGUGGUAUCGACAUCCAGGCCGUAAAUGUCGUCAUCAAUUUUGAUUUCCCUAAGAACUCCGAAACAUACCUUCACCGGAUUGGUCGUUCUGGACGAUUUGGCCAUCUCGGUCUCGCGAUAAAUCUGGUCACAUACGAGGAUCGCUUCAACCUGUAUAAAAUUGAGCAGGAGUUGGGCACCGAAAUCCAACCAAUUCCCCAGCAGAUAGACAAGGGGCUCUAUGUUGCACCUGGUACCACCGAGGAGCCCACUGAACAGAAGGUUCGAGCCGUCCAGAAUCAACGUCAGCCAACUCCAGCACAAAUCGCCUCCACCACCCAACAAUCCUCGCCAGCACAAGUUGUAUAUUCAAGUAACCCGCAGCCUCCCCGACCGCAGAACGGGAGCGCGAUACCCUCGACGCAGGCACGAGCUCCCUAUCAAGCUUAUCGUGGCGGUGUGCCUGUUGCGCGGUGA
Messenger RNA from Fibroporia radiculosa, 1467 nucleotides. RefSeq lists its product as uncharacterized. The coding region runs from base 1 to 1467 and encodes 488 amino acids. Gene Ontology annotation, molecular function: ATP binding; RNA helicase activity; mRNA binding. The transcript is spliced from 4 exons. NCBI's taxonomy places the organism in Eukaryota, Fungi, Basidiomycota, Agaricomycetes, Polyporales, Fibroporiaceae. Gene Ontology annotation, cellular component: cytoplasmic stress granule; P-body. The record is from RefSeq and is a predicted model, not a curated record. Gene Ontology annotation, biological process: P-body assembly; cytoplasmic stress granule assembly.